GAAGUCGUCAGAGAGAAUACCCAGAUCAAGUAAAUUACUAUAAUUUAAACCUUACAAGAGAGGUGAAUAGCGCGCAGCUGUGUUUCGUCAUAACGAAAUCAACUUGGUUUUUCACAACGAAGGCUGCGAUGUAGUUAGUAUAGUAAGAUUUAGUUAUCAUGGUCAGGUAAAGAGAGGUGCGCGUGUCUACACGCGAAGUUGGUCAGAGCAUUUUAUACAAGGAAUAUAACUACAAAGCAUUUUUAAGGUCAAUACAGUGGAGUGAUAAGUGAUAGUGUACAAAACUCGUAGUACGAGCAAGCGGGUAUGUGAGAUGACGCGAUAACUGUUAACAGCGGUGUGUUCAUGUAUUGUUUAUUUUCAAUAUUACGUCAUCGUGUUAAUGAAAACCAUCUUUGGAAUUUUAAGCACUGUACCGUUCUUUGAUUUAUUGUCGUGUCUUGAAAUCAGUUCGGUUCGCAGUUUAGUGUUAACAAGUGUCUGAAGAUGUUGAAAGCAUGCUGGGAUUGUUGGACAGGAAGCGGUGUGGAAAAUGGGCGUGGUGAUGGCGUCUAUGGCAAUGGCACUCAGUUGAAUGGCGGCAGCGAGAGCGUUCCCCUGCGGCCGGCGCGAUCGACAGAAAGAAACAUGUUUGUGAUACCGCGGGCGCUGAGCAACGGAGAUUCCUUGGAGGUCUCUUGCACUAUCAAUGAUCCUAACAGAUUCACUGCUAAUUUGUUGACGGGAUCACAAAGGCCAGACAAUAAUAAUAUUGCCUGUCAAAUAGACAGUGAUUUCCAGAGAAAUGAAAUAGCUGUCAGAGUGAUAGAAAAUGGUCAGCAAGCCAUACCAGAAUCUGAUCAGGUCAAAGGCCAAGCCAAUGGUAUGAUGUCAGGUUCCUCAGAUGUCUUAUUAGAAUUCAAAUUUGAAGGAGGCUACGGAAGAACUACUUUGGAAAUGUAUAUAAAUAGAUCAUUUUUAGAUGUCCUUGAAUUGAAACAUGAUGUUGAAAAAAUUACAUUUUUGGAGAUGUUAGGAGAUGUGAAGGUUACCGGACUAAAUUUUAAAUUUGCUUAAUAAUCUUGUACAUAAUAUUUAUGUAUAAAUAUUUUUAUUAGAUAAUAAAUAUUUAAUCAUCAACAAUUCACUAUUUCACGAUUUUGAACCCAUUUUAAAUAGUUAUCAAUACUUUUUGUAUACAUAUUUUUUGUUUAAACACUUCACAAUAGUAAGAUUAUAAUUAUAAUGCUUAAAGGUUGUGUCAAAAUCGAUAACUGGUAUUAUUUGUUGCACAUUCUGAACUAUUUGUUGUAAUAUUGAUCCCAUGGAUGCUUGUUGUAAUUAGUGAUGACGCAAUUGGUAUUAAUGUAUGUGAAAUUACUUAUUUAUAUUCAAGUACAAUAAUUUAAUACAUAGUUAUAAUCACGACUGUAUUAAUUAGGGUGAUUAUUUAUUAAAUGUCUUUAUUUGAUUUUGCUUUAUCUCUUAAGUAUUAUUCAUACAUUUGUAUUACAUUCUUACAUAAUAAAUUUAUUUAUUUAAACUUUA
Cydia fagiglandana is the source of this 1527-nucleotide messenger RNA. RefSeq lists its product as uncharacterized. Gene Ontology annotation, molecular function: carbohydrate binding. NCBI's taxonomy places the organism in Eukaryota, Metazoa, Arthropoda, Insecta, Lepidoptera, Tortricidae. Bases 487 to 1056 code for a protein of 189 amino acids. The record is from RefSeq and is a predicted model, not a curated record. The transcript is spliced from 4 exons.